Molecule: messenger RNA, 930 nt
Organism: Puccinia triticina
Lineage: Eukaryota; Fungi; Basidiomycota; Pucciniomycetes; Pucciniales; Pucciniaceae
Exons: 4
Coding region: 1-930 (309 amino acids)
Source: RefSeq, a predicted model, not a curated record
AUGAAGCGCCGGUUGGAAUCAAAAGGAUUGAAUAUGGGCACGUUGGAAAAGCUGUUCCUGCACGCAGGCAUCUUCUCCUUUGUUGGCUCGGUCCUAUUGGGCCCAGGAAUCCCCUUGCUCGUCGUGCUCCCCGUUGAUCAUCGACAGGCCCCGCUCCUCCUUGCACCCCUCCGCUCUUGCAUCCACAUCCGUCUCUGCCUCCGCAAAACCCGCCACAAUCUAGCUCAACCCCCCUACACCCUUGCUUGGUGGAAACCGCAAGAGCGGGCGUCAAUCAUCCAGGACAAGAUCAAGGAAGAAACCCACGGCUAUCGCUGGCCCCUGGAGCAAACAAGCAAGAAGGCAGUGAUCAUUGAAUCCGGCCCGGCGGGACUAGCGUGUGCAGACCAGCUCAACCGGGCCGGCCAUACGGUGACCGUCUACGACCGUAACAAUCGUCACGGUGAGCUACUUAUGUCAUUGUACGGAAUCCUGAACAUGAAAUUUGACAAGGAGGUCAUUCAGAGACGGCUCAAUCUCAUGGCCGCUGAACCCACUUCCUUUGUUGGGAACACCGACGUUGGUGUAUCUACUGUUGUCAACAAAAUCCGUGCCAACAACCAUGCUCUUGUUGUCUCUACAGACUACCGGAGCUACUUGGCCUUGUAUCUUGAGCUUACCCAACCAAAAUCUGACCCUCCUGCUGCUUGUCGGCACCCUGGCCUUCUUUACAUCUCCCUCGACGUCCUCUUCUCCCUACAAUGCGCUGCAGACCUCUUCAGAUUUGAAGGCUUCCCCAAAAGAUUCAGCAUCAACCAGCUUGCCAACCUGCCUGCACCCAAGGCUGGACGGCUCCAUGCCGCAGAUGAUAUUGAGGACAAUCUUGACCGCUCUCCCAAUUAUUGUCCCGCACAAGCCUCCGCCUCUUGCACCCGGCGACCGCUCCUAUAG